Molecule: messenger RNA, 396 nt
Organism: Bipolaris oryzae ATCC 44560
Lineage: Eukaryota; Fungi; Ascomycota; Dothideomycetes; Pleosporales; Pleosporaceae
Exons: 1
Coding region: 1-396 (131 amino acids)
Biological process (GO): epoxide metabolic process
Molecular function (GO): epoxide hydrolase activity
Source: RefSeq, a predicted model, not a curated record
AUGUACAAACCUUGGCCUUACGAAAUCGACAUCGACCUGGCUUUCCUUGAGCAGACAAGCUCCAGGGUAGCCAACUUUCGUUCCACCGCCGAUAUUGCUGCGCCGGCCUGGUUUGACGGCCCACCCAGCUCCAACAUAUCCACCAUCGCUGCGUACUGGUCUGAAAAAUACGACCGGCUUUCAGACCAGAAAAGAUUGAACGAAGAAUUUGACCAUUACACAACCACAGUGCCACCGCCAGGAGAUGAUUACACCGACUCUCUAGACAUCUACUUCAUUCACCAGAGGAGCGAAAAGUCAGAUGCUAUUCCUUUUUUAAUGUUACACCGCUGGCCUUUUACGAGCCUUGAGUGGGAGAAAGUUAUUCCUGAACUUCCCAAGCCUUCUAUGGCUUAA